Molecule: messenger RNA, 1059 nt
Organism: Cyphellophora attinorum
Lineage: Eukaryota; Fungi; Ascomycota; Eurotiomycetes; Chaetothyriales; Cyphellophoraceae
Product: Zinc-type alcohol dehydrogenase-like protein
Exons: 2
Coding region: 1-1059 (352 amino acids)
Molecular function (GO): oxidoreductase activity, acting on NAD(P)H
Source: RefSeq, a predicted model, not a curated record
AUGGUCACCGCAAAGCAACAAAAGGCGGUCCUCGUGACCGAGAUCGGCAAGCCUGUAGAGCUUGGGACUCGAGACAUUCCCACUCCAGGAGAGGGACAGGUGUUGGUGAAAGUGACCGCGACGAUGAUCCUACCUCACGACACCUAUGGCCGCGACUGGGGACUUCUCGUCGAGGACAGGCUUCCAGCUGUUCUCGGCAACAACGUGGCCGGCGUGAUUGAUGAAGUCGGCCCUGGGGUGGGCUUCAAGGUUGGCGAACGAAUCUUCGGCAUCUCUGGCAAUGUUGCCGCAUCAUCCGAUCAAGCUGGACUCCAAGAAUACGCCAUCCUGAAUGCCGAUGCAAUCGCCCACAUCCCGGAAGGGUUCUCCGAUGCGGCAGUAGCGUCCCUUCCCAUCAACCUCGUUACCUCUGCCGCAGUCCUCUUCACCAAGACUGGUUUCGACAUGCCGGCCCCGUACCUGCCGAGGAAAGACUUCGAUUGCGCCACCGCUAGCGUUGUCAUUGUGGGUGGAGGAACUAAUGUGGGUCAACUUGCUGUUCAGCUGGCCAGUCUCGCCGGCGUCGGCAAGAUCAUCGUCAUUGCGGGCACUUCCAACAGUGCUAAGUUGCAAGCCAUGGGCGCGACUCAUUUCAUCGACCGGCACAGCUCCUCGGCCGAAAUGGUGAAGCAGAUCCACGCAAUCACAGGUCCGGAAAAUGCCACACAGGUGUACUCGUGCGCACCACUGGAUGUGGACUUGGUCAUCGGACUCCUGCCAAAGGACAAACCAUCGACGCUGAAGACCCUGCUGCCAUUCGAGGGCGACGAGGAGGAGCAAUUGGGGGCAUCCCUCCCUCUUUGCAAGUUUGCUUUCGUCCACGACCUGACGAAUGCCAGUUUGGCGCCCAAUGCGGCUCAAUUCUGGGCGAAGGUACCAGAGUACUUGAGGACUGAGAAGCUUCUGCCGGCCGACUUCCAGGUGGUGCAUGGACUAGACGAUGUCAGCGGUAUCAACAACGCAUUGGACCAGUACAGAGACUUCAGCAGAGCUGGAGCGCAGACUGUCGUCUUGAUAUGA